AUGGCGCAAGAGCUCGGGGCGGAGAACUCAGUGCCGACCUUCAACGACCGUGUCCGACAUCUGAACUGGACAAACAUAUACAAGCAGCGCACGACACAGCAAACAUACGCCAGUCGUCUUCAUAUCGCACCCUUGAACUGGAGCCUGUCCCUCAGAUCCUCAACCCUUUUCGAAAUAAUUCGCCUCCGCGACGGAGCUGUUGCUGCAAUGGAGACGUGCUCCCCGAACAAGCGACGCGCCCUGGCCCCGCUGGACUCCAACGCGCUGGCUGCCCCCAAGCUGCUCUUCAAGGAUAGCAAACCCAUGGGAGGUCCUAGCCCCGUGAAGCGCUCUGUCGAGCCUCGCAAGAGGAUGUUUGAGGUGGACGGGACCGCGAGCCCCGUCGGCAAGAAGGCGUGUCUGGGACGUGAUGAGGACGCGUCGUCAAGGAGUGACAGCCCCGACACAAGCUCGCUGUUCGACACGUCCGCCAACGACGCUUCGUGGGCAACCACCACCACCGAGCCCGACUCAGCGCCCGCGACGGCCGCAGCAGCCCUGGAGCGGAUCCCAUUUACACGGCCACGCGCCCUGACGCGGGAGCAAAAAGCUGAGAUCCUCCGCCUGCGCCUCAGCCUCGCAAACUACAAAGUCCGCACCGGCCAGACCUCCGUCCCUCUCGCCGACCUGCAACGCCGCCCGAUGCCCCGCCCCGGCCCGCGCGUCGUCCGCGUCCAGAGCCCGCGCUGUUCGUCCGAUGCCCGACCACAAUCCCAGCCCCAGCCUGAAGCUGAACUGGAAUCCGAGGAGGAGCAGGUCCGAGAGUCCCCUCCCGUCGAUGAUGAUGAUGUUGAGUUGCCGCCCACGGAUUCCCUCCCGUCCGUGGUCGUGUCGAGGCCAGACCCUAGUCUCACCGCGUUGAGUAGUCGCGCAAUGAGUGGGCUACUAAGUAUGGCGCGGUCCGAGUCCAGUUGA
This is a messenger RNA of Ilyonectria robusta, 954 nucleotides long. RefSeq lists its product as uncharacterized. NCBI's taxonomy places the organism in Eukaryota, Fungi, Ascomycota, Sordariomycetes, Hypocreales, Nectriaceae. The record is from RefSeq and is a predicted model, not a curated record. Bases 1 to 954 code for a protein of 317 amino acids. The transcript has 4 exons.